AUGAAUGAGACACCUUCUUCUCCAAUAGCUCCAAAGAGUAUUGAAACUCCCGUUUAUACUCCAAGUCAGACUCAGCAGAUUGAGAGAGAGCCAUCGGAUGACACGCCUGCCCUUGAUACUCAAAGGGAAACACAAACCUCUACUGAUGAAACGACACCCAAAACUAAUCAAGGAGAAGGAAAACCAGAUGAUGAGAUUGUGAUUGAGUCACCUGCUGCUCAGACUCAAGUUUUGCAAAAAGAAACACUGGAAAUGAAUGAGACACCUUCUUCUCCAAUAUCUCCAAAGAGUAUUGAGGCUCAAGUUUUUACUCCAAUUCAGAAACAGCAGACGGUAACAGAGGAAACGUAUGAGGCUACACAGCCAUUGACUGAGAUCAUUUCAGCAAACAAUAAAAAGGAGGAUACACAUGCUGUGCAUUACAGACCUUCCUCUCCAUUGUCUUCACUAAUUGCACUAGUUAUUGAAGAAAAUAAGAAUGCUUUGAGUGAGACAGAAACUGCGACCCAAUAUUUUUCUACAAGUGAAGGAGAGCAUUCACAAUCAAGCAGGAAGAAUCAAGAAGAAGAAUAUCUCAAGGAUACUACAGAAGCUACUACUGAGCUAGUUUCCACAGAUGUUUCGAAGACACAGCCUCUUACUCCGCAAACACAGCACCUUCAGACAAGUGAGGGAGAUCAAUCCGAUGAGACACCAUCAGAGCAGAAUCAAGCAGAAGAAAAUCUCAAGGAUACUACAGAACCUACUACUGAGCUAGUUUCCACAGAUGUUUCGAAGAUGCCGCCUAUUACUCAGCAAACAGAGCAUCUUCAGACAAGUGCUAUAGAUUUUUCAGAAACAAACGAGGUUGAAGUAAGCAGGCUUCUAGCUCACUUUCAAAUAGGCGCAGAGGUUGAGAUUUUGUCUACUGAUGACGAAAUAUGGUAUCCAGGAAAGGUUGUUGAUCUUAAACUGUGUGAAGGACUAGAGGAGCUGACAGUUGAGUACACGACACUCUUCACAGACCAACAUAGACUUCAGAAACUUCAGGAUACUAUCACGGCUGACAAAAUACGUCCUGCAACACCAACUAGUGACCAAAAAUCCUUUGAGAUGAUGGAUAAGGUAGAAGCCUUCUACAACAAUGGCUGGAGCAGCGGACAAAUUAGCAUGGUACUUGGUGAUAACACAUACUCGGUGUGUCUCUAUACUUCUAUGGAAACUAUUCUAUUCAAACAUUCAGAUUUGCGAAUUCAUAGAGAAUGGAAAGAUGGAGUCUGGAAGAUGGCAGAUAAGGUGAAGCCUGAUAAGAAAAGGAAAGCUGCUGCCUCAUCACAAAAUUCAGGAUUGGAUAAUGUUUUCCUAAGAAGGAGCGAGAGGGUGCCUAAACGAUCUAGAGACACAAAAACUCCAUUCAAGUCUGACAGAAAUCCGGCUUUAACUGUAAUACCUGAGAUUAUACCUGCAGUUGAUCCGUUUUCAACUCCUGCGGAAAAUAAGCUUUCAAGGCUUCAAAAUUGGAUGACAUUAAAGCCCGGCAUGCAUGAAACGUAAGCAUGUUUCUGUCCUUGUCUAUAUAUUCUUAUAUUUAUGUAAAAGAGGUUUGGUAAUUCCUUUGUAUCUUUAAUCGACUGC
Molecule: messenger RNA, 1614 nt
Organism: Brassica napus (rape)
Lineage: Eukaryota; Viridiplantae; Streptophyta; Magnoliopsida; Brassicales; Brassicaceae
Product: mucin-17-like
Exons: 9
Coding region: 1-1533 (510 amino acids)
Source: RefSeq, a predicted model, not a curated record